AUGGCGGAAGUUAAAUGUACCUAUUUAGUUGUGGGUGGAGGAAUUGCGGGAGUAUCGUGCGCAGAAACUUUAGUCAUUCUAGCUGAUCCAAGUGAUAGCAUAAUUCUAGUAACAGAGUCUUCGUUAGUCAAGGCUGCUACCAACCUAGUUCCACUGGGGAAGGUCUUGACCCGUUUCGACGUGCAGGAGAAGCAGGCGAGUACAUUAAAUGGAAAUAUUCAAGUGCUGGAAGAUCAGUUGAAUAGUAUAGAAAGUGACAGCCAUUCGGUUACUACGGUCAAAGGCAACAAAAUCGCCUAUCGUUAUUUGUGCCUUUGUACCGGAGCACGCCCCAAGUUAAUUGACCAAGCCAAGGGUAAUCCACACGUGAUCGGAAUUCGGGAUACGGAAUCAGUCCAACAGUUCCAAAAGCGUGUUAAGAACGCCACCCGUUUGGCAGUGGUAGGUAACGGAGGUAUAGCAUCGGAGCUCGUUUACGAAAUCAGUGGUAUCGAGGUACACUGGAUCAUCAAAGACGAAUACAUUACCUCAACCUUUGUCGAUUCUGCAGCUGCUGGGUUCUUUCAAAGUCGCUUAACUGCGAAGAGCGAGCAAAAAUCAAUCAUCAAAAGGAUGAGGUAUAUGGAAGAAACGGCGGUCUCCGGUAGUGCGAAACAGGGAGCAGCCUUAGGUCCCGAUUGGCACCGAACAGUUGACAUUACCGGAAAAUUAGAAAACGUUCCAGAUGCAGUAAAGAUACAUUAUAAAGUUGAGAUUGAUGAGAUAGUUGAACAAAAUGACGGAUUCCCUUUGAAGCUGCAACUUUCUAACGGUGAGUGCAUUGAGUGCGACUUUGUUGUAUCAGCUACGGGUGUGGUUCCGACGAGAAACUUUGCCUGUGAUCGUGAUUUCCAGUUGGGCCCUGAUGGGGGACUUUUCGUCGACUGGGAAAUGGCCACCUCCGUAAAUGACAUUUAUGCAGCAGGGGACGUUUGCUAUGCUGGCUGGGAACGUGCUCAACACUGGUUCCAGAUGCGUUUGUGGACUCAAGCCCGUCAGAUGGGGGCCAUGGCUGCUCGGUCUAUGGCUGCGAAACGAGCUGGCGAUACGAUCUAUCAGGAUUUCUGUUUCGAAAUGUUCAACCAUGUUACCCAGCUUUUUGGAUACCAGGUGGUUUUGUUAGGACGAUACAACGGUCAAGGUCUGAACGAUAAGUAUGAAGUGCUUCUGAGGAUGACACCGGGAUUGGAAUACAUCAAGUUUGUCCUGGUGGAUGGGCGACUGCAGGGAGCGAUGUUGAUUGGAGAGACGGGACUAGAAGAGACAAGCGAAAACCUUAUUUUGAACCAGCUAGAUUUGACACCCUACGGGGACGACUUGCUAGAUCCGAAUAUCGAUAUUGAGGAUUAUUUUGAUUAACAUCGAUAAUAGGUGCAUUAUGUGACGACUAUUUCCUUGAGCAAAUAAAUUACUGUUUACUAUCAUAUUCACAAAAAAA
Molecule: messenger RNA, 1477 nt
Organism: Armigeres subalbatus
Lineage: Eukaryota; Metazoa; Arthropoda; Insecta; Diptera; Culicidae
Gene: Pyroxd1
Product: pyridine nucleotide-disulfide oxidoreductase domain-containing protein 1
Exons: 1
Coding region: 1-1398 (465 amino acids)
Molecular function (GO): oxidoreductase activity
Source: RefSeq, a predicted model, not a curated record